AUGCCGAGGACCACGUCUCCCACCUCCGCCAAGUCCUUGAAAUUCUUUGCGACAACAGAGUUCUUCAUCAAGAAGUCUAAGUGUUCAUUUGGAGUUAGCACGAUUGACUAUUUGGGCCAUAUCAUAGCGGACGGCGGCCUACAUACUGACCCGUCUAAAAUUGCAGCAAUAUCAGCUUGGCCCACACCGACCACGGUUAAGCAAUUACGGGGCUUCCUCGGUCUUACAGGUUACUACCGCCGUUUUGUGAAACACUAUUCGAUCAUCGUGUCUCCAUUAAUUGAAUUGCUUAAGAAAGACGGCUUUGUUUGGUCCGACGGUGCCAAGCAAAGCUUCGAGGCAUUAAAGGCCGCCAUGUGCUCCACUCCAGUUCUUCGCCUACCUAACUUUGAGGUACCUUUUGUGGUUGAGACCGAUGCCUCAGACCUUGGAAUUGGCGCAGUAUUAUUGCAAGAUGGCCACCCACUUGCUUAUUUUAGCAAGAAACUAGGUCCACGAUGA
Molecule: messenger RNA, 501 nt
Organism: Salvia splendens (bonfire salvia)
Lineage: Eukaryota; Viridiplantae; Streptophyta; Magnoliopsida; Lamiales; Lamiaceae
Exons: 1
Coding region: 1-501 (166 amino acids)
Source: RefSeq, a predicted model, not a curated record